Messenger RNA from Micropterus salmoides (largemouth bass), 8754 nucleotides. It is a transcript of the gene dlg2, whose product is annotated as discs, large homolog 2 (Drosophila). The record is from RefSeq and is a predicted model, not a curated record. The transcript has 28 exons. Gene Ontology annotation, molecular function: kinase binding. Gene Ontology annotation, biological process: chemical synaptic transmission. The coding region runs from base 1375 to 4452 and encodes 1025 amino acids. Gene Ontology annotation, cellular component: neuromuscular junction; postsynaptic density membrane; neuron projection. Lineage: Eukaryota; Metazoa; Chordata; Actinopteri; Centrarchiformes; Centrarchidae.
CAUAUGGGAAACGCUACUGUACAGUACUUGGUUAUAGAAUAAAGAGAUUUGGCAGGUCGAGGACAGUGCUGAUUUUUAUCAGGAGAAAUUCCCGGCGAAUGCAUAGUCACCAUUUUACGGAAUAUGAAAAUACAUGGAGUCAUUUGAGAGCCAUGCGUUUUCUCUCACAGUUGACAGGCAGGUAUUUUCCUACAGCCAGGCGUCGCACUGAGAAAGCAACAUUUCAUUUGGCACCGCCACUGGCUGGUGAUUUCGCAUGAAUGCUAGCUAACUAAUGUACAACACGCAUGUUUAUAGAAGCAACUGGAACAGUCAGCGUCAGAGGUUUUUUUUUUUAAUUUUGCUCAUUGACGUUACCUGCCUCACGGGAAGUAACUUACAGACACGUCUCUCCAUAAGCCAGAACAUCCAGAGAAAAACUCUGAAGUGACUGUUAUGUGUUAGCUGACAUUUCCUAAAGAAACGCAGGGACUUGACACCGCACGUUUCUUCUUUUUUUCUUUGAAGUGUGGCGCACCCUUUAUCCUGCAUUUUGGCUUGUAGGCAGGUAAAAUAAACUUCAAGUGUGGACUGUGAGGCGGAGAAAAUGAUGUGGACCAGCUGUUCUGACCGAGGGCCGACCUAGGAAUGUCACAACUCCCCAGCUGUGUGGACGGAGCACAGUGCUGGCUGCCCUAACACCUGACAGCUCCUGCUCACCGUGAGACAUUGAGCCAGCGUUUCUACACACCAUUCAUCCGCUGUGACGACUUAAGGGCUUGGUGUCCACCCGUCUGUCUCCAGUAGUGUAUUAUGACCCGUCUGUCUGUGAGAGGCUGUCUGUCAGCACUGAAUCAGACAUGACAGGGCAUGUCUUUCUGGUCAGUAUUUCUUGGUCUGCCAGCUCUUCAGCUAAAGGAUUUGUUUUUGAAGUGGACCCAGACAGAAGUAAUACACAACCUCUGGUGCAGAAACCAGGGGCUCCCAAGUGUUCUCAUCUUGAGUUACUGUACACAGUAGAUAAAAGUUGAUGAGGCAUUACUACAGGAGACCUUAUCUGAGCUUCUUGUGGAUUACUGUUGAUACUGUCAUCUGGGACAGAGACACCUGUGACCAGGAUCAGUGAUGAAAUAUUUUUAAAUCUAGUCAGUGGAAUUAGUUGUUUCCUCAUUUUGUUGGACCCCCCCCCCAGGAUAACCCUCAGGGCCUGGUGGUUCCUGGACUCCACUUUGAGAGCCACUGGUUUAAGUUCUCUUGUCAGAGCUCUUGGAGUAGAGUGAAGUUUAUCAAAACCCUUCCUGUUUUCUGUAGUCCGUCUGAGAAAGAACUUUUUAACCAUGCACAGAAGACUGAACGGGAAGCCCUAGCAAGAGUCAAGUUUAAACUGAGUCAGCCAUGCCUGUCAGAAAAAAAGACACAGCUCGAGCCUUGGGGCUUUUGGAGGAGUACUGCACUAAACUGAAGAAGCCAGAGGAGCAGCAGCUCAAAACUGCCAUUCAGAGAGUAAUGGGGAUUUUCAAAAGCAACCUCUUUAAAGCUCUUCUUGAUAUCCAGGAGUUCUAUGAAGUGACGCUACUAAACACACAGAAGAGCUGUGAGCAAAAGCUGGAGGAGGUCAACCACAUGGCGGACAAGUGGGAGAAGAGUGUUUCUAUACAAAAUGCUGAGUUUGCCUGUCCAGUGGAGGAGAGGGAGCAGAGCAGCUUAGAACCCUGUGGGCUGGAGCAGAGAGAGAGCGGUGCCAAGACCUCUGAGAACAGGCCACCAGCAGUACAGGGGUCACCCCUCAACGGCCAGCCCCCACCCUGCAUGAACCCUGCCUUGAUGAACGCUCCCUGGCAGUACCACUACCAAGAAGACGACUCACCACCUCUUGACCAGGGAUUCCCGCGGCUCACCAACGAGGUGCGCGCCCCUGAGCUUGUGCACGUGUCCGAGAAGAACCUGUCUGAGAUCGAGAAUGUGCACGGCUACGUGUCCCAUUCCCACAUCUCUCCUCUCAAGGCCAGCCCAGCCCCGAUAAUCGUCAACACAGACACAUUGGAUUCCGUUCCUUAUGUCAAUGGCACAGAAAUUGAAUAUGAGUUUGAGGAAAUCACUCUAGAGCGGGGUAACUCAGGCUUGGGCUUUAGCAUUGCCGGAGGCACAGAUAAUCCACAUAUCGGUGAUGACCCCGGCAUCUUCAUCACCAAGAUCAUCCCUGGAGGAGCUGCAGCAGAGGAUGGACGCCUGAGAGUAAACGACUGCAUCCUGCGGGUGAAUGAUGCAGAUGUGUCAGAGGUCUCUCACAGUAAGGCCGUAGAAGCCCUGAAGGUUGCCGGUUCCAUUGUCCGGCUGUAUGUGCGGCGCCGCAGGCCAAUGCUGGAGACCAUCAUUGAGAUCAAACUCAUCAAAGGACCAAAAGGGCUUGGCUUCAGUAUUGCAGGUGGAGUUGGAAACCAGCACAUCCCUGGAGACAAUAGCAUAUACGUCACCAAGAUCAUUGAUGGUGGGGCAGCACAGAAGGAUUGCCGGCUACAAGUUGGAGACAGGUUGUUAAUGGUGAAUAACUACAGUCUGGAGGAAGUGUCUCAUGAAGAAGCUGUGGCUAUUUUGAAGAACACGUCAGAUGUGGUCUACUUAAAGGUGGGAAAGCCCACCAAUGUCUACUUGUCAGAUCCCUAUGGGCCUCCUGAUAUCACACACUCUUUUUCUCCAGCCAUGGAAAAUCAUAUCUCUUCCCCCAUCAACAGUGGCACUUUGGAGUACAAGUCUGGUGUCCUCCCCAUCUCCCCUGGAAGUUAUUCCCCACUCCCUAAGCACUUACUGGGGGAAGAGGAUAUAAACAGGUUGGAUGGUUUUUCCUUCUUACGAAAUCCCUCGCUAGAUGACGGGGAGAGUCACAGGUUUGAUUCCCAGCACUUCCAGUUGAGGCCUCCUGAGCCAGUUUACAGCACUGUGAACAAACUAUGUGACAAAGCACCCUCCCCCCGACACUAUUCCCCAGUGGAGUGCGACAAAAGUCUCCUCCACUCCACCCCCCUCCCAAACUAUCACUUAGGCCUGUACCCUGACACGGACUUCACCAGGGAACCCAGGAAGGUUGUGCUCCACAAAGGCUCCACAGGCCUGGGCUUCAACAUCGUGGGUGGUGAAGAUGGCGAGGGCAUCUUUGUCUCCUUCAUCCUGGCAGGAGGGCCUGCUGACCUGAGUGGAGAGCUGAGGAGAGGCGACCAGAUCUUAUCGGUAAAUGGCAUUGACCUACGAGGAGCCACACAUGAACAAGCAGCAGCAGCGCUGAAAGGAGCUGGACAGGUGGUCACCAUCAUUGCCCAGUACAGACCAGAAGAACUUGCUCUAUGCUCACCACAACGGGUCCAUUCUCCUGCACCAGAGUAUGGGCGUUUUGAGGCCAAAAUCCAUGACCUGAGGGAGCAGAUGAUGAACCACAGUAUGAGCUCUGGGUCAGGAUCCCUGCGAACCAAUCAAAAGAGAUCGCUCUAUGUGAGGGCACUGUUUGACUACGAGAAGUCUAAGGACAGCGGCCUCCCAAGCCAAGGCCUCAGCUUCAGGUAUGGGGACAUCCUCCACGUCAUCAACGCCUCAGAUGAUGAGUGGUGGCAGGCCCGCCGUGUCACCCCACAUGGGGACAGUGAGGAAAUGGGUGUCAUCCCCAGCAAGAGACGGGUGGAAAGGAAAGAGCGAGCGCGUCUAAAGACUGUGAAAUUCAAUGCCAAGCCAGGGUCAUUUGAUUCAAAAGGGUCAUUCAAUGACAAACGUAAAAAGAAUUUCAUCUUUACACGAAAGUUCCCAUUCUACAAGAACAAAGAGGGUGAGCAGGAUGGCAGUGAUUCAGACCGGAGUCAAGAGGACAUGAUUCUCUCAUAUGAACCUGUGAUGCGGCAAGAAAUCAGUUAUGCCAGACCCGUCAUAAUCCUUGGACCGAUGAAGGACAGAAUCAAUGAUGAUCUGAUAUCAGAGUUCCCCGAAAAGUUUGGGUCUUGUGUGCCGCAUACCACUCGGCCGAAGAGGGACUACGAGGUGGACGGGCGAGACUACCACUUUGUGAUGUCCAGAGAGCAGAUGGAGAAGGACAUCCAAGAGCACAAGUUCAUUGAGGCGGGACAGUACAAUGAGAAUCUGUAUGGAACAAGUGUCCAGUCUGUGAAAUACGUGGCUGAAAGGGGUAAACACUGCAUCCUGGAUGUGUCAGGAAAUGCCAUCAAACGACUACAAGUAGCACAACUCUAUCCCAUAGCCAUCUUCAUAAAACCCAAGUCUGUUGAUUCAUUAAUGGACAUGAAUAAGAGACUGACAGAGGAACAAGCCAGGAAGACGUUUGACAGGGCUAUGAAGCUGGAGCAGGAGUUUGGUGAAUUCUUCACAGCCCUGGUUCAAGGAGACACCUUAGAAGACAUUUAUAACCACUGCAAACAGGUCAUAGAGGAACAUUCAGGACCCUAUAUCUGGAUCCCCUCAAAGGAGAAACUAUAAUAACUCAUCACCCUGGAAGGGAAUCUGGACUGCUAGAAACUAGUAAUAAGUUUUAACAUAUGAUAACUGUAUGGCGCUGAAUAGUUUUCAUAAAUACUUAUUGUAACUUUUGUUUUUGUCUUUUUUUUUUCUCUUUUGUUUGGUUAUUGCUUCAUUUUUCACUCAACAUGAAUGUUCCUGAAUGUAAACCACAGUGUUAGGAAAUUCUAGGUCUUGAAAUAUGAACCGUUUGUAUAUUUGUUUAUUUUGAUUUGAACAACAAUGAAAAGAAAUGUAAUGAAAACAAAAUAAAUCUGGGGUAUGUGUCCACAGCAGGAAACUGGAGGUGGCAUAUACAGUGCAGAUUUCUUUGCUUUGCUAACAUAGGAAGGAAAGUUCCUCACCCUCCCUCGUACUGCAACAACUAGCAAAUAAUCUAUGAUGUUUAAUGUUUUGUCUGAUUUUGAAUCUGUGCAUCCCCUGAACACAGCUUUGCUUUGCGUUUGUUUAUAUUGUCAUUUUUUCCUUGAAUUUCUAUAUUUAUUUCUCUGACAUGACAUGAGGAUGUGUGAGGAAAAUGUAAUAUUCAAUGUCAUGUUUUUUUAUUCAAAGGCAGACAUUACUCAUUCACUCACAUCUGUUGCUUUGACAAUGACAAGUUAAAGGAGAAAGCUGCUAUUGGCAACGAAGAUGUUAACACUAUAUUUUGCUACUUAAAUUGCUAAAGGGCGCAAAAGCACAUAAUUAUUUAUUAUUGAAAAUAUAAUUUGAUUUAAAGGUCAUUUACAGAGCACAUUUUAUUUGAGUUAUGAAGUAUGUCAAGACUGUGUGAGUAUGGAUGGGAAUAUUAUUAUGUUCACAGUAUUUUGUAGACUUGGAGUGGAGAGGGUGGUCAAAGUAGUGAUUAAAUUUGAUACUGAAACACAUUUCUGUUGUUUGAACCUAAUAGCAGGGCAAUGAUAAUAACAAAAAAAUAAAAUAAAGGACCAAUACUUUUUGAAGUAUAAAAAUAUUUAAUAGAAAAGCCAAAAAGUAAGAGGGGAGAACACAAAAGUAAAGUGAAUGCAUAAAUUGCACAAAAUGUAGUUAAGUAUCAGAUAUUAAUAUUAUGUACAUUAUAGAGUUAUUAAGGAUUUGGAAGUCUAAAAAGAUUGAUGAGUUUUUCAACUUUACUUUGAAGAGAAUAUUGAUGCAGAUGACGCAGGCUGUUCCAAAGACACACUUUGAUUUGUUAGGUAUGAAAAUGUAAAGAUGUAAAGGUACUGAUUAUGGACACAAAGUUCAGUAUUUGUAUCACUGGUGACCUCAGCCUAAAGCCCUAAUAGUGACCCUCAGGUGACCUGUCAGAACCUUAGUGAUUACAUCUCCUGCCUCUGGUUCAAACAGAAAGCUGUAUUAAUACAAUCAUGGUUGACCUUUUCCAAAUCGUGAGACAAUUACAAUCUUUCUUAUGAGAUGUUUCUGAGCUGGAGAAAUCAUAACUGACCAACCCUUUUAACUCGCUCUCAAGCCAGAUUAGGUUUAAAAACCUUGAAAAACAUGUUCAGCAGAGCACCUGACAGGACACCAGGAACUAUCCUGAAUCAGCUACAGAGAGCCAAGCUUUCUUAUUAAUGUUUGUUUUAGAAGUUGAUGAGUCCUGAUUGUCCUGAAGCUUAACUUACCCAGCACGAUACAAUAUAUCCACUAUAUAUAGUUUACUCACCAGUGGCUUGCCUUCUUUGAAAGGGCAUACAAUAUAGUACCUCGCUUUGUUAAAAAUAAAAAAAUAAAAAUCUGUUAUGUAUUUAAAGCACUUGGAAUGACUAAUGCAUCUGCCAGUGUGAUAACCUUCCGGUUCUGUUUAAUUACAACGCCAUUGGUCGUUCCCAUGAUAACAAUUUGUGAGUGAUAUAUAUAUUCUAGUAUUCCUGCUAUUUGAUUUAGACAGCAUGUUUCAACCAACCUGUAAGCAAGUAAAUAUAGUAGUUACAAUACAUGCAGGUAUGUUUCUAAUCAAUGGAGCAUUUCAAAAGUGCACUUACUCAUUGUUUUUGGUGACAAAAAUAGGCACGGUACUUUAACAGUAAUGGAUACAGUGUUUAAAGCGAAUAUAAAUCAAAUCCACUGAUUGUUGUGUAGGACGGCACAGUGAAAUCUGAGAAGACUGAACCCUGAUCUGUUUGUAUGGACCACAUACUGUACCUGGACUGACACACGCCAUUCCUGAAACCAGUGUGUACUUUGAAGAUGAGAAUUAUUAAUUUAUGUAGAUCAUAAAUUGGUUGACAUAUGUGGCUUAUAUGUGCAAAGCAACACUAGGAUUUCCUUUUAUUUUUGCAAUGUUUCAAGACAUCUGCCGUCAUUCUUUUGCAAAUUUUCCAUAACGUAUUGGUCACCACUUGCCUUAACAGAGUAGGUUUACUGUAUAUCAGAAAUGAAAGCAUAUAAAUGUAAUUUUCCUUUAAGAAUAGAACAUUUUAUUUCAUUCUCUUUCACAUCUAAACUUAAGUGAGAGAAGGCUGAAUCAAAUCUAAGGUAUAUGUCAUUAUGCUGAGGGUGUUGACACCUUGUACUGGAAAAGUUAAAGGCAGAAGAGAUAUUUUAUAUUAUGGAAUUUUAUCUUUAAAAUGAGCAUUUCUCUGACAACAAGAAAAACAUUUUAAAAUGGUCAAUGAGACACUCACUAUUUUGACCGUUGUUUUUUGGCCAGCAAUAUGAUGACGUGUAAAAGAAAAUAUAUCUUCAUAUACUGGCUUUAUACUAAUGCUAAAUCUAAUACAGUACUUCCAAAGUCAUUGUGAACAUUGUAACACAUGAUGUUUUACAGGCCAGUGGGGAUUUCUGUGUGAAAAUGUAAAGGAUGUUGGACCUAUGCAUGUUGCAACAGUCUUCUGUUUCCUGUGGAUGUGCAAUAUUCAACACAACUGAAGCAUUGAGGUACUUGCUGUGUUUUAAGACAUGAUCAAACUGCAGAUUUGAAUCAUUCAAUCAGACUUGUGUCUAUUUUAAACUUAAAUAAAAACACUUGUAAGAGGUGGUGUCGUAGCAAUAUGUUUUGGCUAACACAUUUAGCGUAUUUGCUUUUCAGUAGUUUAAUUAGUAAACCCAAAUUCACAGUUUAGAACUCGAACUUAUUAUUUAUUAUUGACCGCAUAAAAGCACCAAUGUGCUCAUCAUCAACUUUAUAAGGCUUAAAUAUGCAGUUCACCAGCAGGAAGUUGCCCGCAAACUGCAGACAAAGUGGAAAUCACAGUAGUGAACUGGAACAGGUCCAUCAUAGCCUGGUUUUCAGUAUGAGCUGUGACAUCUUAAUUUACACAGUGCAGAUGAUGCAUCCAUUAUUUCCACCCUACAGUGGCUUUUCCAUUGGUCCACUUCAAGUAAUGUAUUUACUAUGACUGAUAAAUACAGGAUGAUGUCACAUGAUAUAUUCAGCUUUAUGAGUUGGUGAGGUUCACCUGAACAUUCUGUUAAAUUACUGGCCUGCAUCGAGUAAUGGCAUUUAGUUGGGAUUGUAAAGGAUGAAAAAAUUUUGGCCUACACACAUUUGUAGGAGAAAUGGGAUGGGCUGUGUCAUGUUUGUCCAAGACAACACCUGAAUUUGUUCUGUUUCUAUAGCAGCUCAAUUAUUUUCAUGUGAUUUGUUUGCUGGAAUGUUCCUUAUUGGUCAUUGAAAUAUUUUAUUUUCAAAAGCUAAACACACGUUUGUGUAACUGAAUGAAAGGGGGAAUAAAUAACUAGACAAAAACAUUUUCAGAAUAUUAUGUGUAAAAGAGUACAAAUCAGUUUUGUCAUCAAAAUAUUGACCUUUCGUUUCUGUUUGAGAACGCAGUAAGUGAAACUCACCAGUUCUUACCCCCAUUCUGCUGUAUAAAUUCAUUUUUGAUAUUGAUGUACCAACUUAUGUGUUACUUUGAAGAUUUCUUUUUUUCCAUCCAGGUGGGUGUGUGCACCCUGAAGGGUCAUGGUACAGCUGGUAUGCCACGUCCUGACGUGUUGUUAACCCUGCCGGCACCAGGUGUGUUAGUGACGAGAUUUCAAAUUGUAAACGCAUUUCAUAAUUUUGUACAUUGGGUGUUUUGGAAGAAGUUUUUGAAAGCAAGCACUUGCUUUAACCAUUUCAAAAGAUUUACACAAGACAUGUUUACAAAUGAUCAAUGAAAAAACAAAUUGUUUGGCAAGUUUUAAUGUCUUCAGUUUUCAUUCUUCCUGAAAGGUUGACUGCACCAGAGAGAGCAUCUCUACGUACAUGCAAAUCUUGUCUGUUUGGGUUUUCUGCUUUUGCUCAGCAGUGUUUGUAAACCUUCAUGUCUGUUCAAUAUCAAUAUACUAUGCACUUAA